CAGGCAAUGGCAAGCAUACUUCUAAGCAGAUAGAGGUUUCCGCAUUGUACCGAGGUUGCCAGUCGACUCUUUGAAAGGAUGGCAGGAAAGAGACGGAACAGAGGCGGGAACAACCAGCAAAAGGCCCCGCGAGGACGGAGUGGAGCCUCAGGCAGGGCUCUACGGCAGCCGGCUGCUUUUGCCAAAUCCACUGGUUGUGAAUCAGAGGUCACUCAUGAAAAGUUGACCGUAGCCCAGGCGAAGAGGGGCACACCAGCUCAUAGACCGGUGAGGGUGUAUGCCGAUGGCAUAUUUGAUCUUUUUCAUUCUGGACACGCCCGAGCGCUGAUGCAGGCCAAAAAUGUGUUUCCCAACACGUACCUGAUAGUUGGAGUGUGCAGUGACGAGCUGACCCACAAAUUUAAGGGCUACACUGUGAUGACUGAGGACGAGCGCUAUGAAGCCCUAAGGCACUGCCGCUAUGUUGACGAGGUGGUGCGGGGCGCCCCCUGGACCCUCGACCCGGAGUUCCUGACGAAACACAAGAUUGAUUUUGUGGCCCAUGACGACAUCCCUUACACCUCUGCUGGAUCAGAGGAUGUUUAUAAGCACAUCAAGACAGCAGGAAUGUUUGUGGCCACCCAGAGAACAGAGGGCAUCUCGACCUCCGACCUGAUCACUCGCAUUGUGCGUGACUACGACAUCUACGUACGACGCAACCUGCAGAGGGGCUACACGGCCCGAGAGCUUAAUGUCGGAUUCAUUAAUGAGAAGAAAUACCGCCUUCAGAACCAGGUGGACAAGAUGAAAGAGACGGUCCGUACAGUGGAGGAAAAGUCCAAACACUUUGUUUACAGAGUGGAGGAGAAGAGCCAGGAUCUCAUCCACAAGUGGGAAGAGAAGUCGCGGGAAUUCAUUGGCAACUUUCUGGAACUUUUUGGACCAGAUGGAGCUUGGCACGCUAUUCAGGAGCGGAGUGGGCGAAUGUUCCAGGCCCUGUCGCCUUACUCAUCCCCUCGCGGCUCCCCCAGCAGCAGUCCCACCAGAGUGCCCUCACGCUCUCCUGACUCCUCCCCGGCCUCCUCCACAGCCUCCACCAGCACCACUCCGCCCUCCACGUCACCUCCGGCUUCUCCGUCUGCUCACCGUAGCACCUGAAAAGGGAACACUCUCCUCACG
Syngnathoides biaculeatus (alligator pipefish) is the source of this 1158-nucleotide messenger RNA. Its product is annotated as choline-phosphate cytidylyltransferase B-like. NCBI's taxonomy places the organism in Eukaryota, Metazoa, Chordata, Actinopteri, Syngnathiformes, Syngnathidae. The transcript is spliced from 8 exons. The record is from RefSeq and is a predicted model, not a curated record. Gene Ontology annotation, molecular function: phosphatidylcholine binding; choline-phosphate cytidylyltransferase activity. Bases 79 to 1137 code for a protein of 352 amino acids. Gene Ontology annotation, biological process: CDP-choline pathway.